Molecule: messenger RNA, 612 nt
Organism: Ilex paraguariensis (yerba mate)
Lineage: Eukaryota; Viridiplantae; Streptophyta; Magnoliopsida; Aquifoliales; Aquifoliaceae
Source: the annotation of a GenBank genome assembly
AUGUGUGAUGGAGGGCGGGAGAGCGAAAGAGAGAGAGUGGUCAUGGGAGCUUUGAAUGACUGCACAUGGAGAUGGUUAGGGACAUCUAUUAAUCGAGGUAGUUUUGUUCGUUGGUUGACGAAGAAAGCAAAGGUGACAGAAAAUAUGGAAAACAGAAAGCAAGUGGGUGGUUCUUCUUCGUCCUUUACUGUGGAUCUCUUUGGUCCCAAGGACACCUCUUCAUCAUCGUCCUCGUCCACUGGACUCUUUGGCUCUGUUUUUGGGCCACCCUCCACGGGGCUUGGGAGGGACUCCUCUCACUGUGUAAGUACAGGAUCAUCGAAAAAGCCGGAUUUGGGAGGUCAAUAUGGCAAUGCCAAACAUGGAACUACAGGUUCUUCAACACAAAGAAACAAGGGCGAAAGUGCAGAACCAUGCUAUUUCAGCUCAUCAAUCUACUAUGGAGGCCAAGAAGUUUAUUCUCCUAAUAGUCAGACCACUGGUUCUCAGCAAGUUUUCAAGAAAGACGAUGAACAUGAUGACCCGAAUGGAAACAAUGGAAAUGGUGCUUCAAGAGGAAAUUGGUGGAAGGGUAUGAUUGUUGUGGAGUUAUUGAUAAAAGGACACUUGUGA